GUCGACGAGGACUGCACAUGGACCAAACAUUGCGAUAAGCGAUACAGUCACAACCACUCUGGAUGGGAGCGUCAGGUUGCCGUGCGUCCGUCAUUCGGGAUUGCAUCAAAAAGUGUUCCAACAGGCAUUUUCUCAGCUUCAUUUCCCCCCAAGUUAGCCGCAUUUAAACUCCAUUUUUUACCUGGAAAGAAAAGGGGGGUUUAACGGCUGAUUAAGAAACUCUCAUCACUUUCCUGGCAUCUCCUGCGCACCCCUCCGGCUCCUCGUCCGAUACUCCAGCGGUUCAAAGCCCUUCAGUCAUUUUUGGUGGGACGCGGACUGCACAGAUGCACAGAAGAUUUUAUCCGCCAAAAAUAUUGUUUGGAUCAUAAAGAGCAGAUGAUGCAGAUAUAGUCAGAGGAGGACUCCAUCAAAAGUGUUAUUGCAUUCCGGAAAACGUCACCUUCUUAACUUGGACAAAGAAAACAAGAUAGGCUAUAAGUGCAGGGACAUAAAAUGAUUGUGUCAGGAAAAGAUCUGUGAUGAACUUUUGUCACUUACAGUCAUGGCAUUAAGUGAGACAUCCACAUGAAGUGAAACCCUGCUUUGGAAUGGGUGGGGAUUGAAAGAAGAUUUUUCUGAAAAAAACUGUAAAUCAUACUUCAUCCAGCAAAACAAACAAUACCUCCACUCCCUACUCAAUAAGCUGAAUUUGGCACCAGCCCUGGUUUCAGCAUUCUUUUAACAAGCUCCACUUCCACAACAACCCUCUCAGUGCCAGUCAUGGUGUCUGUCUGAAGCGGAAAAACAAACUGAAGAGAACAACAGGUGAAGUCAAAUAAAGGUGAACCAGAUUUCAUCAGUUACAUUUUUUUUUGUAGUGUAUCACCACAAAUCUGAGCCAUCUAGAUUGUUGUGUUUAUUUCCUUAAACACUGGGGUGUGUAAAGUUUUUGUCUUUUUAACCAUACCGACAGACUUUUAAAUAUUGUCCUUUCUGGUGGCUAUAUCAUUUCUUAUUUCCCUCCUGACUGUCUUCCAUUUUGCGUUCUCUCUCUCAUUCUUUGCCCAGUGAUACACUGUUCCCCCCGCCCCUCUCCACAUCCUUCUUUUUAACCAUACUGGUUCUCUGAGAGGCUUAAUCCUGGCCGGCACUAUUCCAGCCAAGGGGGAAGAGGACUUCCUGACGCUGGCCGCUUCACGGCUAAGCCGCAGGAAACGCGUCAUUGGAGCUGCUGUAGGUGUGGCCAUGGUUCUAAUACUGUUGGUGGCUAUUCCCCUGCUGGUCCACACAACCAAGGGGGGGAACACUGGAAAUGCAGGGAGCCAUUACGAAAUGCUUGGAAGCUGCAGGAUGGUAUGCGACCCUUAUGCUACGUCUCAGCCAGGCCAGGAGCUGACAGAUGUGUCUCCUCCGCCCCAGGAUCACUCUGGGAAGAAGCUAAAGUCUGGGCUGCGUGGGCCUCCAGGGAUCCCUGGUCCUCAAGGAGCACGUGGACCCCCUGGAGAACCAGGCAAACCAGGGCCACAGGGACCCCCAGGUCCAAGUCCGGGUGGUUAUUCUCCCUCACUCUACACUCCCAAAAUCGCCUUUUACGCAGGGCUACGCAAGCAGCAUGAGGGAAGUGAAAUACUAAAGUUUGAUGAUGUGGUGACCAAUGUAGGUAACUACUAUGAGCCCAGCACCGGCAAGUUCACCUGUCCUCUGCCUGGCAUCUACUUCUUCACCUACCAUGUUCUAAUGAGAGGUGGUGAUGGGACCAGCAUGUGGGCAGACCUGAAAAAGAAUGGACUGGUAAGAGCCAGCGCCAUCGCUCAGGACGCUGAUCAGAAUUACGACUAUGCCUCCAACAGUGUGAUCCUGCAUUUGGACGUGGGUGAUGAGGUGUGUGUGCAGCUGGAUGGCGGGAAGGUUCACGGAGGGAACAAAAACAAGUACAGCACCUUCUCCGGCUUCCUCAUCUACCCAGACUGAGACUUGUCCUUACUCACGGAGAAAGGACACACACAUAGACAUAUUCACACUUACAUAGACAUAUGCAAAUGAAAGCACAUACACAGAUAUGCACAUGCACAAUGCCUGCAUGUACAUACAAAAUGAUACACACACACACAGAGACAUCAUGAGAUAACAACAGACUACAGAAGUGUGGAUUGACUGAAAAUACGAGAUAAGGGAAAUUAUGUUGAGUCGUCUGAUUUUGAGCCAAUCAUCAUGAGCAACUGCAAUUAUUGGCAACCUUUGUGCAAAUAUGAAUAUCAAAAGAUUUACAGUAUAGGUGCAUAUAACAAUUGCACGUUGUGGCUCUAAAAUAUCUAAAAUAAUUUACUGUGUUGCAUAUUAACUGACAUUGUGAGAACUUGAAUAUAACAAACACCAUCAGUCUAAUUGUAUUUUAAUGCAAUAAUGGCGUUGAGGGGGCCAUUAAUCAAGAUGAUUAAGCUGAGGCAGACACACACCUACUGUAUUCCAGUCUUCACCUGAUACAUUUCUGCUCUCCAUUGAAGUGACUUUUGAUCAAAUGGCCUGUCUAUAUUUUGCAACUCAUCAUUGUCAAAAAUUACCAUUAAAGUGAAUUAGACCAGUUAAAAAUAAAUCCCUGUUGGGAUUCACUCUGCAUUGGUGCCCUACUGAUCAAAAGGCCAUCUGAAUAAACACAGAAGACACAGAAUAAGCACCUUGCUUUUUCCGUUUCCGUUAUGACGCUGGUGACACAAAACAUAUUACAACACAUUUCAUGAAUGGCACAAGUGUGUUUUAAGUUUUAAUUGCCAAGUGCAUUAUUGACAAUGUUGUGUGUCUGUGUGUGGGUGGGUCAGUAUGUAUGAGUGGAUAUAUAGAUACUGUAAUAUAAUGAGGCAGUGAAAAUUAAGAGCUGCAGUGUUUUAAUAACAUUAAAUGUUGUACAAUACAUUACAGGCACGUUACUGUAAUUACACUGCCAUACCUACUUAGUAUUUUAUUUUUGAGAGACCUUGUCAAAGUAUCUUCAUAUAUAUAUAUAAAUAGUAAUCCUGGGAUGGGCUGUCUGGUAUGUUGAAUAGGCUGAGUAGACCAUUGCUAUUAAAAUAUCUAUACCUAU
Etheostoma cragini (Arkansas darter) is the source of this 3061-nucleotide messenger RNA. RefSeq names its product complement component 1, q subcomponent-like 4 (gene c1ql4a). The record is from RefSeq and is a predicted model, not a curated record. Lineage: Eukaryota; Metazoa; Chordata; Actinopteri; Perciformes; Percidae. The coding region runs from base 1228 to 1953 and encodes 241 amino acids. The transcript is spliced from 3 exons. Gene Ontology annotation, molecular function: protein binding.